AUGGGCAACACGUGCGUCGGCCCCAGCAUCGGCAAGAACGGCUUCUUCCACUCCGUCUCCACCGUGCUCUGGACCAGGCGCCCCGACGGCGAAGCCCUGCCCGCCGCCAACGCCAAUGGAGGCGCCGCGGACCGGACGCCGCCGCCGGACGCGCCGCUGGCCGCCCACAUCGUGAGCAAGGCGCCCGAGCCCGUCAAGAUCGCCUCCGGCGCCGCCAACGCCAAGCCCGAUGAGGCGGCGCAACCCAAGCCCAAGGCCAAGCCGCCGGCACAUCCCAAGCCGGCCGCCCCCGCCGCCGCCAAGGAGCAGGAGUCCAAGGCGUCCACGGACUCGUCCAGCAGCUCCGGCUCCGGCUUCGGCGAGGCCAAGCCGCCGCACCACCGGCCCAAGGUGCCCCCGGUCAAGCGCGUGUCGAGCGCCGGCCUGCUGGUCGGCUCCGUGCUCAAGCGCAAGACGGAGAGCGUCAAGGAGAAGUACAGCCUGGGGCGGCGGCUGGGCCAGGGCCAGUUCGGCACCACCUACCUCUGCGUCGAGCGGAGCUCCGGCAAGGAGUACGCCUGCAAGUCCAUCCUCAAGCGCAAGCUCGUCACCGACGACGACGUGGAGGACGUGCGCCGGGAGAUCCAGAUAAUGUACCACCUGGCGGGCCACCCCAACGUCAUCUCCAUCCGGGGCGCCUACGAGGACGCCGUCGCCGUGCACCUCGUCAUGGAGCUCUGCGCCGGCGGCGAGCUCUUCGACAGGAUCGUGCAGAAGGGCCACUACACCGAGCGCAAGGCCGCCGAGCUCGCCAGGGUCAUCGUCGGCGUCGUAGAGGUGUGCCACUCCAUGGGCGUCAUGCACCGGGACCUCAAGCCCGAGAACUUCCUCUUCGUCGACCAGACGGAGGAGGCCGCCCUCAAGACCAUCGACUUUGGUCUCUCCGUCUUCUUCCGGCCUGGUCAAAUAUUCACCGAUGUUGUCGGAAGCCCCUACUAUGUCGCGCCAGAAGUGCUGAAGAAGAAAUAUGGCCCCGAGGCAGACGUCUGGAGCGCCGGUGUGAUCAUCUACAUUCUGUUAUGUGGUGUGCCGCCAUUUUGGGCAGAGAACGAGCAGGGCAUAUUCGAAGAGGUUCUACAUGGGAAACUCGACUUCGAGUCAGAUCCAUGGCCCAGCAUCUCCGAAGGCGCCAAGGAUCUCGUGAGGAGAAUGCUCCUCAGGGACCCCAAGAAGAGACUGACCGCCCAUGAAGUUCUACGGCAUCCAUGGGUUCAGGUUGGCGGUCUGGCUCCUGACAAGCCUCUGGACUCUGCUGUUCUAUCCCGUAUGAAGCAGUUCUCGGCCAUGAACAAGCUCAAAAAGAUGGCUCUCAGGGUGAUUGCGGAGAACUUGUCCGAGGACGAGAUCGCCGGCCUCAAGGAGAUGUUCAAGAUGAUCGACUCGGACAACAGCGGGCAGAUCACGUACGAGGAGCUCAAGGUGGGGCUCAAGAAGGUGGGCGCCAACCUCCAGGAGUCGGAGAUCUACGCGCUCAUGCAGGCCGCGGACGUGGACAAGAGCGGGACGAUCGACUACGGCGAGUUCAUCGCGGCGACGCUGCACCUGAACAAGGUGGAGCGGGAGGACCACCUGUUCGCGGCGUUCCAGUACUUCGACAAGGACGGCAGCGGCUACAUCACCCCCGACGAGCUGCAGCUCGCCUGCGAGGAGUUCGGCCUCGGCUCCGACGACCUCAGCCUCGACAACAUGAUCAGAGAAGUCGACCAGGACAACGACGGGCGCAUAGACUACAACGAGUUCGUGGCGAUGAUGCAGAAGCCGGCGCUGGGGCUGGCGAAGAAGGCCGGGGCCGGGUUGGAGAGCAGCUUCAGUAUCGGCUUCAGGGAGGCGCUGAGGAUGGCCUGA
Molecule: messenger RNA, 1884 nt
Organism: Triticum turgidum subsp. durum (durum wheat)
Lineage: Eukaryota; Viridiplantae; Streptophyta; Magnoliopsida; Poales; Poaceae
Source: the annotation of a GenBank genome assembly